CCGCGAAGGGAAGGAACGAACUGCUAACAACAACAAGGGAAAGGGCAGAAUUUUGCUGGUCAUCGUCACCACCAAUACCAACACGCCGUCCCAGCCCAAGCAAUGGUCCGGUUAUUUAUUCCAGCGGAAGCCGGGGGGGCCUGGCAGCUGCCUUUUGCUCUGUCCAGCUCUUUUCUUCUUCUUCUUCUUCUCUCUGUCUCUGUCUCUCUGUCUCUCUUCUCGUCUUGACCCAGCUAGACAGCAUCAGUUAGAUCUUUAGCCAAUUCUUUACUUACUGACCCCCCGACGCUGUCACUAUCAAUAUGCUGACUUCCGCUGCCUUGAUUUUCUCGGCCCUCAUGGCCACCGCCGUGGGCAACUACACCUUCCCCUAUGGCUUCGACAUUGACAAUACCACCUUGACUGAGCGCUCUCAAUGGUGUACUGCCGAGCGGAACAGCUGCCCUCUGAUCUGCGGUGGAGUCGCCGAUGAGAACACCUGCGAUGCGACCACCCUCGCCUUCACUUGCGUCUGCUCCAACGGCUCCGAGGCCGACGUCGCUCUCUACGAGCAGACCGUCCCCUUCUACGUCUGCCAGGCUACCUACGCUCAGUGCAUUGAAGAAAACCCCAACAACCUCGAUGCCCAGGAGUCCUGCAAGGCCAACGAGACUUGCGGAACCCUCAACGCCAGCGCUGUCUCCACCACCUCGACCGCUGCUAGCACCGCCUCAGCCACGGCCAGCGCUUCCACCACCACCGGCUCCUCCUCGACUACCGCCUCGGCCUCGUCCAGCGCAACUUCCUCGGGUGCUGCUGCCGCCCUCCGUAUCGCCCAGGAUCACUCCACCAGCCUGCUGGUCGGUGCUUUCCUCGUCGCCUUCCGCGUCAUGCUGUAGAGCAUACCGUUCUACACUACCCUUCCUGGAAAUAAUUUGAAUCCCACCACCCCCUCCCAGAGUCUAUAGUUCGAUGCGCUCUGCUCAUUGUUACCCAAUACCGCCGCACUUGUAUCUUGUACUCGGCACGUGCCAUGUCUUUUUGUUUAGCCGUCUGUUGUUUGGUUUCUCUCUUCAUGUCUCAUGGUACGAACUUUUACGUCUGUCCUUAAUUGACGCCUGCACCUUCUAUUGAUGUCAGCGCGAUUUUGCUGGUUGAGACUAUCUUCCAUAGAAUAAUAGUAGUCAUUAUAUCCAUUGUAUACCUUGAUAGUACAGAGUACCUACCCUAUUGUACCACUUUGGUUUCAUAGCAGAUUUUACCCAAACACCAAUUAAAAA
This is a messenger RNA of Penicilliopsis zonata CBS 506.65, 1259 nucleotides long. RefSeq lists its product as hypothetical. The transcript is spliced from 3 exons. The record is from RefSeq and is a predicted model, not a curated record. Lineage: Eukaryota; Fungi; Ascomycota; Eurotiomycetes; Eurotiales; Aspergillaceae. Bases 303 to 878 code for a protein of 191 amino acids.